Coffea eugenioides is the source of this 2431-nucleotide messenger RNA. RefSeq lists its product as uncharacterized. The coding region runs from base 202 to 2184 and encodes 660 amino acids. The transcript has 9 exons. The record is from RefSeq and is a predicted model, not a curated record. NCBI's taxonomy places the organism in Eukaryota, Viridiplantae, Streptophyta, Magnoliopsida, Gentianales, Rubiaceae.
CACAUUGUUUAUUGUUGCUCCAUGAUGCUUUUGGGGUAGUGGGUUUUGUUGAAUGCUGGGGUUUAUGUACGGAUCAAACAUGGCAUUGUACGGUAACAUUUGGGGGUUUGAGUAGUUGGUCCUCAUGUGGUCUUCCGUCGUGGAGAGCUGACCAAUGGCAAAAUCAAAAGUUGUUUUUCCUGGUUUUUUGUGAAUAUUUAUAUGGAGAAGUGUUGUGAUAUCUGUGGUGACAUAGGUGUCAGUGAUGCAAUUCAAACUUGCCCUCAAUGCAAAAUUUCUUGUGAACACAUUUACUGCAUGCGUGGCUCUGUGGUGAUGCUUUCUCCAAAAGAUUGGUGCUGCGAUGAUUGUCUUCGCAGCAUUAAAAUGCUGUCAUCAACAUCUGGCUUUAUGGAAGACUUGGUUUGCAGGUCGCAAUUCGGAACGGCUAGCAGGCUGCGCAAAAGUUCUCAACCUAACAAGCAACCUUGUGAUUUGAGGCAGAAUGGGAUUGACAAGAAGAUCCCUCAUGGAAAAGUGAAGUAUAUGCAUGUUGAAGAAGUUAUUAUGCUAUCAUCAGGAGCUAAGAAUUCUAAUUCCCCCAUUAAGUCCAAGUCCACAUGCAGCACCAAACCAGUAUCCUGGAAGAAUGGAGCCUCUGCUUUGGAUAGAACUCCUGUCAAGCCAAAAGCUAUACCUGCAGAGUCUUCAAUACACAUAGUUAGAGUAAAUCCUCCUUUCGUAACCUCAAAACAGUUGAAAGCAGUGAGACCUAACAACUCCCAGUUGAAUACGGUGCCUGGGCAACAUGUUCCACAAUCUUUCAAAGGACUAAGAGAAACAGGUGCUAUUCAGGCUUCUUUGAAGGGACAAAUGCAGAAGGAACAGCCUAAGGAUACUUUUAAGGAUAAAGGAGAAAUUAGGGUGGGAAAGGCAAUCACGAAAGCAGUCUCUGCUUCUUCACCAGCGACAUGUGGUCAAGCAAGUGUAAACUUAGAAACAGGUCCUUUUCAGGCUUCCUUGAAGGGAGAAAUGCAGAAGGAACAGCCUAAGGAUACUUCUAAGUAUAAAGCAGAAACUAGGGUGGAGAAGGAAAUUAUCAAAACAGUCUCUGCAUCUUCACCAGUGGCAUGUGGUCAAGCAAGUGUUAUUUCAGGUGGUGAUGUUUUCCUCAAUCUGGAGCUAGAGAAGACUGAUUCUAGGACCGCUGAUCCAAUUGGUAUCUUUCCCGAGGUCAGGAAAUGCUCAAGUGGUCCUGCUUUAGAUGCUACCUGGAAAGGACGCUUGAAGAUUUAUAAUGAUCCUGAACAUGGGGAAAUGAAUGGAGUUCAAGCUUAUCCUCCUUCCAGAGUCCUUAGAAAGGUGUAUGAAUUUUCAAAGCAUAUGCCUGAAAUUCUUGGGUUUGAAUUGAUUCCGCGGGGGGAUCUUUGGCCAAACUUGUUCCAGAAUUACUGUCUUGACAGAAGAGAUAUUGGACUGUACUUCUUUCCCAGUUUUAUUGAGAGGUGUGAGAGCUAUUUCUCAUUGCUAGAAGCCAUGGAAGCAGGGGACUUAGCACUGCGGAACCUAAUGGAUGGGGUUGAGCUGUUAAUAUUUACAUCUAAAGUCUUGAGCUUGGACUGCCAAGAAUGGAAUGGGAGACACUUUCUAUGGGGAGUUUUUCAUUCCUUGAAAAAAGCUAAAAGACAUGCAUGUCAGGUUGAUGGUGCUUAUGAAAUUCCUGGUGAAUGGAACAGCAAUCAGGACAUUGACAUGGACGUAGACAUGAUGGCUGGGGAAGAGGUUGGAAGAAUUGAUGUUGCUGUUCCUAGGGCAUCUCUUCAGCUGGUACCGCUGGCAACAGAUAUUAUUGCUGCCUCUGUCGCAGCAUCUGAUGACAUGGAAAUAGACAUGGUGGGUGGGGAAGAGGUGGGAAAAAUGGAUGUUAUUAUUUCAAGACAAUGUGAAGAGGUGCUGCCACUGGCAGUGGAUCCUACUAAUUCAAGCGAAGCAGGCAUAGAAAUUCCUCCUGGUUUUGAAAACAAAUCAAGGCCUGUGAAAAUUGAAAGACCUGUUCAGGUGCUACCAUUGCCAGCGAAUGUUGCUGAUUCAGGGCAUAACAUAAUGAAAAAUCAUUUAUCUAACAACUUUUCCAAGCCAGCUGCAUCCCAGAGAUUGGAUACUGGUUCCUUUCAGCUUCCUUUGAAUGCAAAAUCUGAGCUCUGAUAGAACUUUGAAGUGGAUAUUUUCAUUGUUGCAGGUAGAUAUGCUUUGCGGCCUUCUUGUUGAGCCCAAAUUUAUAGUUGAGGUCCUUUUGUUGGAAAAAGAGUAGUCUGUAUAUACAAUUUCAAAUCAGAGUCCUGUUCUAGAGUGGCUGUGAAGAUAGAUAGAUGCAUGCUGGUGUGGAAUGUAAAAGUGGCUGCAGGUUGAUUACAUGAAAAACAGCUUCUACCAAAAAUGAAGAUUAUUGUUC